Molecule: messenger RNA, 3539 nt
Organism: Seriola aureovittata
Lineage: Eukaryota; Metazoa; Chordata; Actinopteri; Carangiformes; Carangidae
Gene: nr2e1
Product: nuclear receptor subfamily 2, group E, member 1
Exons: 9
Coding region: 629-1822 (397 amino acids)
Biological process (GO): cell differentiation; negative regulation of transcription by RNA polymerase II; anatomical structure development
Molecular function (GO): zinc ion binding; RNA polymerase II cis-regulatory region sequence-specific DNA binding; nuclear receptor activity
Source: RefSeq, a predicted model, not a curated record
GUGACGUCAGGCUGGAGUUUGGUUUAGAAAGCCAAGUGGAUGAAGGAAGUGGAGAUCUCCACCCUCCAGCCUCCCCCUGACACUUCUCAUAAAUAAUACCAAGGCUUAUUUGGGGGACUCGCACCACAAAGUCACAUCGUGUCCUGGUUUUAACAAGCUUUCAUCUGUCAGAAUAUCCGAAAUUGAUUUUUUUUUCUCCCCCUUUUUCAUCACCGCUUUGGCACCGUCGGAUGCGCUCCAGGCAGCGUUUCUCUAACUCUUAACUUUAUGCACCGGCUGCUGCACCCCGAGCUGGAGGGCUGCUAUCGCCGCUAACCGGUCUCUGCCCUGGGGCUGCAGUCCGCUUCUUUCUGCACGUCGGAGCCAAAGACUGUCCGAUACAAUGUAUCAUCGAGUGUCUUAAGAUUUUUUUAGGGUGUCGUCGAUCGGAGAUCUACUCUGUAUCAAGUUGAGCAACUCAGGACCUUGACUUGCUGAUCUCGUCGCUGCUGGUGAAGAAUUCAAGGAAAGUGCUGCGGUUUCACCAAUUUGAUUGUUUGUUGUUGGGGUUUUUUUUUUUUAUCAAAAAGAAUAAGAAGGAGGAAGAGGACAUUUUUCAUUCUGAACUUUAUUAGAAAGUCGAGCAUCCAUGAUGAGCAAACCCGCCGGCUCAACAAGUGGCUGUUUGGAUAUUCUGAACGUCAAAUCAAGUCGGAUUCUGGACAUCCCAUGCAAAGUGUGCGGCGACCGCAGCUCAGGGAAGCACUACGGUGUUUACGCCUGUGACGGCUGCUCGGGAUUCUUCAAGAGGAGCAUCCGCAGAAACAGGACCUACGUCUGUAAAUCUGGCUCUCAGGGUGGUUGCCCCGUAGACAAAACUCACAGGAACCAGUGCCGAGCGUGCCGAUUGAAGAAGUGUCUGGAAGUGAACAUGAAUAAAGACGCCGUUCAGCACGAGAGGGGGCCCCGGACGUCCACCAUCCGCAAACAGGUCGCCCUAUAUUUCCGGGGCCACAAAGAGGUGAACGGAUCGUCGACCCAUUUCCCGGGAUCCUCUCUGCCCGGCCCUCCCUUCUUCACCACGGUCACGCAACUGGAGCCUCACAACCUGGAGAUGAGCACGGUAGCCACCACGCCAGAGAGACAGGCCAUCGUCGGUCUGGCGCAGCCCACACCGAAGUAUCCCCAUGAAGUCAGCGGUACCCCCAUGUAUCUGUACGAGGUGGCGACUGAGUCUGUGUGUGAGUCGGCGGCGCGCCUCCUGUUCAUGAGCAUCAAGUGGGCCAAAAGUGUCCCCGCAUUCUCCACGCUCCCUUUAUCUGAUCAGCUGAUUCUGCUGGAGGACGCUUGGAGGGAAUUGUUUGUUCUGGGCAUCGCGCAGUGGGCCAUACCUGUGGACUCCACUACUCUUCUAGCCGUUUCUGGAAUGAACACUGAAAACACAGAGUCCCAGCGGAUGAAUAAGAUCUUGUCUGAGAUUCAAGCACUUCAAGAGGUGGUCACCCGAUUCAGACAGAUGCGCCUCGAUGCCACAGAGUUCGCCUGUUUAAAAUGUAUUGUGACAUUCAAAGCUGUUCCUACACAUGGCAGCACUGAGUUAAGGAGUUUCCGCAACGCCAGCGCCAUCGCCGCACUACAGGACGAAGCACAGCUCACUCUCAACAGCUACAUACACACCAGGUACCCGACUCAGCCCUGUCGCUUCGGUAAGCUGCUCCUGCUCCUGCCGGCGCUCCGCUCCGUCAGCCCGUCGACCAUAGAGGAGGUGUUCUUCAAGAAGACCAUCGGAAACGUGCCCAUCACCAGGCUCCUCUCCGACAUGUACAAGUCCAGCGAUAUAUGAAGUUCUCGCCAUCUGUCCAGCGCGCAUGGAAAAGACUUGAGCUGUAGGCCCACAGACCCACCCAGCAGUCGGCAGGAUGUCAAAUCAUAGCAGGUGUAAGCAUGGGUUGAAUUUUUGCUGAGCAAAAAAAUCUUUUGGGCUAUUAUAAAAUAGCCCGUUUAGGCCUAGGCUCCGAUGAAACAAAGACUGCAACACAGCCGGAAUUCACCAAGUAGCCUGUUAACAGUAUCUCUAGUUAAGGACUAGCCUGUAAUUUCCAUUAUAGAAUUGCCUGUAUGAUACUGAAAAGUGCAACCUGUGGCGUGGGCAAAGAGCCCACCGUGUUUAAAUACCGCCUAAAGACUCUGGAGAGCUCCUGCCAAGUGUGUCUGACAAAGAAAUGUUAUAUAUUAAGAAGUUUUUCGAGUGUCUGUGAGACCAAUGAGCUUGAAGACCAAUUAAAUCUUUUAUUGCUGUGUUCAAUCCCAAUGGAGGAAACCAAAAAAGGAUGGCGCAUGCGUAAUAGGGGAUGCGAGUCGCUGUCCUUCGAUCCGGUGCUGAAACCAAACGCACGGAGGCAACGAUGAGGAGGCGGCAACUCUAUGUGAAAUUAGGGGAGGAGGGGGGGUUGGGGGCUCUGGGGGCGAAAGGCUUUGAAGGAAUAUGCUUGCAUUGCCUCCUGACUGUAAAACUACAUUCAUCUGAAGACGGUGUUUGUAUUUAAGUGGUUACUGUCCUGUUUGUGUUGGUGUGUCCUGUUUGAGGCGCAGCAUUAAAAUGUUUAGGUCGACUUUGUGAAGUUAGACACUAACAAUGGAUAAAAGAAAAUUCAGCACUUGGGAAUGUUUUUUUUUUUUUGUGACCUGUGAUGUUUUUAUUCUACUGUAAAUACUUACAGUUAUAACUAUUUAGAGUUGUAACCAAGAGAAUAAAAUACACUGGAUUCAACUGUUUUCAUAUAACCUAGAUAUAAAACUACCAGCUGCAGUUACAAAGCAUGUUUGUAAUUCACAUUAUUGCAAAUUAUAGUGUUACUCUUCUCAGAUGUAAUUUUGUUGUCAUUGAUAAGUACAAUUUCAAAAGAUUUCCCAGUGACACUUUAUAAUAAGGGUAUAAAACACAUGCUUAAGUAAUUAAUAACUUAUGUAUAACUUGUAAUUUGAUGCAUGAUGUGUUGUGAAUUAAGAAGAGUUUAAUGCUUAAUGGAUAAUCAAGUAAUGACCAUUCAUUUACCGUUAGUUGACGCAUUAAUUUAUAAAUGAGCUGUUAUCCAGUUACAUUAAAAAAAGUCAGCUCCAUGUGUUCUCUGAAAGCAGAGCAGCACCUGUUCUCAUAGAAAAUAUGAAGCAGUUUUUUUUUUUAUCAAACUGGUAGUCAGAUGUAAGCAUCAGCAUGCUGCCGCAUGACCCAGCUGUCAUUGUUUUUAUCAUGUUUACAUAUGGUGGCAUAUGAGUUAAAAAAAAAAAAAAUUAUAACAGACACAUAUGUUCCAGCUUUAAACAACAAGGCCAAAGACCUGCCAAAUAAAAGCUUUCAUAGGCAUUAAAUCAUCAUACGUCAUGCAUUAGUUAUGAAUUAUUUAAGCAUGUUUUGUACUUGUAUUAUCAAGUGUUACCAGUUUUCCUUUACAAGUAGUCCAACCUAUUUCUAAAUCAAAGCUCAGGACAGUUUUAAUAAACUCUCUAAUCAGCCAUAGGCCUAAAUCCUCUUUGUAAUUGAGAUGGUAGAUUAUGUAUUU